This is a messenger RNA of Colletes gigas, 2370 nucleotides long. RefSeq names its product saccharopine dehydrogenase-like oxidoreductase (gene Pu). NCBI's taxonomy places the organism in Eukaryota, Metazoa, Arthropoda, Insecta, Hymenoptera, Colletidae. The coding region runs from base 363 to 1628 and encodes 421 amino acids. Gene Ontology annotation, cellular component: lipid droplet; plasma membrane; mitochondrion. Gene Ontology annotation, biological process: glycolipid biosynthetic process. The record is from RefSeq and is a predicted model, not a curated record. The transcript has 8 exons.
GUGUUCCGUUAAAUACUGUACCCGAGGUACAGAAUGGAUCUAAUUGUUUAAUAGAACGCAUUCGACUUCUUUUUUGAAUUCUCGAAGCUGUUCGAAGCGCAGGAACUCACGUAUCGUGGCUGUACAUUAGUGUGCGUAAGUGGAGGGGCAAUUUUAUUUGGACACCGGUCUGCCGUCUGGUAACACCGGGCGACACUGUACACUGUACCCUGUACUCUGAACUGCACGUAAUUUAAUUCCAUCGACAUAUUGGUGAACAGACGCAAUUGAGAGAGAAACAUUGUGAACAUCGAUACUACGUAAUACGUGUUAGAAGAAAAAUCGCAGUUCUAUUCAUUCGUCCUUAAAAAGGUAACGUGGCCAUGGCGAGCGAGAGAUUAGAUUUUGUGAUAUUUGGUGCUACUGGAUUCACUGGAAAACAUGCUGUGCAAGUUGCAGCACAACUUGUUAAAGAGAGACAAAUUACGUUUGGGGUCUGCGGUCGUCGCAAACAGGCUUUAGAAGCAGUUGUUAAAGAAUUUGCCCCUGAUAUAGAUGUGCGUAUAAUAGUUGCCGAUCUGAAAGAUGAAGAAUCAUUAAAGAAAAUGACAGAACAAGCUAAAGUACUUGUUAAUUGCUGUGGCCCAUAUAGAUUUUAUGGAGAACCAGUUAUUAAAGCAUGUAUUGCAACUUGUACUCACCAAGUUGAUGUUAGCGGCGAGCCACAAUACAUAGAAAGCAUACAAUUGAAAUACCACAAGGCAGCUCAAGAAGCUGGUAUCUACAUUGUAAGUGCUUGUGGAUUUGAUAGUAUACCAUGCGACCUUGGUAUAAUUUUCACACAGGAAAAGUUUAAUGGCGAAGUCAAUUCCAUUGAAACUUAUUUAAGUUUUUCAUCAACUGCGAAAGUUAGUGGUGCUAUUCUACAUUAUGGUACUUACGAAUCAGCAGUUUAUGGAGUAGCUCAUUCCGACGAAUUACGUACAAUACGUAAUAAACUGUAUUCUGAAAAACUACCACAACUCAAGCCAAGGUUAAACAGAAGAGGAAUCAUUCAUCAAACCUCUCUGUCGACGGGUUGGUCCAUGAUAUUUCCAGGCGCUGAUCGUUCUGUGGCUCGACGCACUCAACGAUAUUUAUAUGAAAAAUACAAACAAAGACCAGUACAAGUUGAGACAUACGUUACAUUUAAGUCUCUUUUUACUGUAUUGGCAACAAUCAUUUUUGGUAUGAUCUUCAUGUUAUUGUCCAAAUUUGAAUUUGGUCGUAAUUUAUUAUUAAAGUAUCCUGCUUUCUUUUCUGGUGGUACCGUAAGUCGCGAAGGUCCUACGGCAGAGGUACUGGAAAAUUCUCAUUUCUCCAUUAGAUUUAAAGCAGAAGGCUGGACUGAAAAAUUGGCGGAACCUACUGAUACACAUAAAGAUUCACCGAAUAAGCAAUUAAUAUCUAAAGUUAGUGGUGUUAAUCCUGGGUAUGGUGGAACAUGUAUUAUGUUAUUGCUUUCUGCCAUGACAAUUCUCAAAGAAUCUGAUAAAAUACCUGAGAAUGGUGGUGUUAUGACGCCUGGUGCUGCAUUUGGUAAAACAUCAUUGAUUGAGGAAUUAAAUAAAAAAGAUAUACGAUUCGAAGUUGUUGCACAACUCGAAUAAUAAAGUAUUUUACAUGCUUGUAUAUGUAUACAACUCAGUUAUAUGGUGGCGGAGAUGACAACGUGGAAAUUCGAAUUUUCUUUGUUUUAUAGCUAUACUUAAAUUUAACACUAAUAUUUUCAUCUCUUAUGAAGUAUUUUUAUCUCAACAUGUGCAUUUGAAAACAUUUACAAAAAGGACCAUAUAUUUUUAAAUCUUAAAGACUGUACAACAAAUGUUAACUAUAGAUCUUGUUUGAUGGGAUAUCCUUUCAACAUAACUACUACUUCAAUUUUGUAAUAUAGUAUUUCAAAUUUGAAGUAUCUCCAGUAUAUAAUACGUUAUGAAGUACACAUACAGUAAGACCUCGAUUUAACGGACAAAAUUCCAAGACCAUAAGUUAAAUCACAAAGUUAUAUAUCAUUCUUUUUUUUUUUUUUUUUGUAUUAUUUUAAAAUUGAACAUCAUUUACUUGACGAUUGUAAAUUCAACCUCGCACCUCUGCAGAUUUCUUCCAAAUAAAAUGUGUUUACAUUUUUCUUUUAUUCGCAAAUAAAACGGGAUGUAUUGCAUUUAAAAAUAUAUAAUUUGCUAUUUAACGGACAGCCCCUUCCCUAAUUAGUCCGCUAAAUUAAGGUUUUACUUGUAUUUAAAGAAAGAAACAAUAUAUAAAAGGUUUUAUACUAACCCAUUUUAUUUUUUUUUUAUACUUGUUAAAAUUUACAAUUUAUUAGCACUAAGUACAUAUUGGUAAUAUAUUAUA